Messenger RNA from Betta splendens (Siamese fighting fish), 3951 nucleotides. It is a transcript of the gene pdzph1, whose product is annotated as PDZ and pleckstrin homology domains 1. The transcript is spliced from 13 exons. The coding region runs from base 785 to 3694 and encodes 969 amino acids. The record is from RefSeq and is a predicted model, not a curated record. Gene Ontology annotation, molecular function: protein binding. Lineage: Eukaryota; Metazoa; Chordata; Actinopteri; Anabantiformes; Osphronemidae.
UUUUUACCGUGAAGGUCAGCACAGCAGGAGCAACUGGACACUGGAGGCUGAAGUGUUUCUACCUGUUCAGUUUCAAUUCAGUUCAAUUUGUAAAGUAAAGUAAAACCAAACCCCUACCUGUACCUUUAACUGUAAUUAAUUACAAUAUGAAAACAACAGGGGAGAGGAAAAACUUCCUCUCUAACGAUUAAGAAACCUCCAGCAGAACCAGGCUGGACGUGGCCAUCUGCCUUGAUCGGUCGGGGUGAGGGGAGAGAGAGAGAGAAAAGCACAGCAACAACAACAAGCAACAGAGCGCGGGCAGGAUGGUUCAAACUGGACGCUUUCAUCUCAGACCUUCAUGUUGAGAACCUUGUGCUCCAAACCAGCAGCUCACGUUUCCAUUGAAUCUCCCUUAAGCUCCAGGUGAAACAGAGGUUCGAGUGGAGCCGCCGUGAAUCAACAGGCUGCGUCUGACAUCACCAGCGGCUGAUGAGCUUAAGCGCAUUAAGCUGCUUUACAGUGAGAAGUGGAGCAGACUGAGAUGCACAGACGAACGAGGACGGAGAAGAAGCAGCAGCCGCUCACGUCUGCGUCUCAGCUUCAUGUGGGGUUGAUGCUUCGGCAGCUACCGUCAGGACUCAGCACCCAAAGCAGACGUGCUGUGUGUUGGUGCUGCUUCCACAUCAAUGCUACCUGUGGACCAAUGCUGUGAUUUAACGCCGCAUGUCUGCAGACACGUGAGCGGCCGCGUCACCCGCAGGUCACGGCUCCAUUCACGGCGACCUGAGCCUGAGGUCUGACGAUGACCAAGCGAGGCCGCAGGAGAAGCAGCAGGAGGAGGAGAAGCUCCAGCAGCAGCAAACAAAGUGUUUCCGACAUAUUUCAAAAGCACAACAAAAGUAACAGUGUGAGCUACAAAGACGACCUGCUUGAAAAGGGACAAACUGACUGUCUGCGAAAGGAGAAUGUUCUGUCGGGAUCCGAAAAUGAGGAGAGACACAAAGAUUAUCAGAUGGAUCCAAGUCCAGAGUCCAAACGGAAGAAUCACAACCAGGAGGCAGAGAACGAGGUGAAGACGCGUGGGUCCGACGGGGACAGGGGAAACUCCACCCAGCAGUCCCACCAGCAGACAGGAAGUCCUCCCUCAGCAACUCCUGCUAACGUCGUCAACAUUUACUGCACCGGCUCCAACGUGAAGCUUGAGAUUCAGGAGAUUCUUCAUUCUGACACAUGUGGCAUCAAAACCACUGUAGUUUACAUAAACCAGGAGGAGAUAAGUCUGAGGGACAAACGGGAGAAGAUGCCGGACAACGAGUCGUCCGAAGUGACCAGUCAGAACAAUGGAAGCAGGAGUGAAGCCACAGAGAUGGGUCCGGCGGUGGACCAGAACAUGGACCAGAACAUGGACCAGAGCAUGGACCAGAGCAUGGACCAGAACUUGGACCACAGCAUGGACCAGUGCCUGGAUGUUCCUCCUCCCCAGCAGUUUGCAGACGCACCCGAUGGUUCAGAGGAGGCAACCCUGACCUCGGCUUCCUGCUGGAACAGACUCUGUAAACAAGCUGAGGUGGAAGCUUUCUUUGACCUGUCAGACUCGGACACUUUUGAGCCCUUGUUGAUGAGGGCGUCGUUGUCAACAAACAGGUCCAGCUUCACCAAAGACUUCAUCAACUGCCAGAAGAGGAAGUCGUGGAUCAGGAACAACAGCAUUGCAACGAUAGAACAAAGGACGUAUGUGCUGCAGAAGAAGCGACGGCAGACGUUUCCUGGGCUGUGGGACGCUCGAGGUCUGAUGCUGGACGAGGUGGAAUCCUCGUCCUCCUUGGUUCUGCUCACACUUCAUCUCCAGACCGAGAGACUGUUAGCGAACCGACGAGGAAACCACAGUUCUAAGUGUUCAUCAGAAGCUCCCAGCAGACAGAACAGGAAGCAGUCAUCCCUCGCUCUGCUCCAUAAAACAGACGACGCGUUCGCAUGCAGUGUUUCCAAGGAGACGCUGGCCGCUGACCAAGAAGCCUGUCAGAGUGAAGCAGUUGACAGCGGCUGUCACCAAGCAGACGCUCGCAGUCAAGAGCUUCAGUGGAGGGAGCUGCCUCCAAAAGCCUCUUCUAUUCACGUCAUCCCUCCAUCAUGCAGCGGCUCAGAGGAACAAAUAGAAGAGAGUCCUGAGGAAGAAGCCAAGGAGGAUGAAGGAUUCACACAGAUGGAACACACCUCUGCCCUGGAAAAACUCCACAAAGACGUGGAUCCAUUGAAAGUAGACAUAGAGGAGGCUCCAAGGGACGGCCUGGUGACCGGGUCCAGCCCUGUCAACUGCUCCAAGGCCCCACAGAUCCAACCAGAGCAGCUCAGUCGACCAGAUGAGAACAAAGCUGCUGCGUCCAGAUGCCACUCCGGGAACAAGGAGCCUCUAAGAGCUACUGUACCCAAAGAGCCCGACUACAGACAGAACGAGUCCGACCACUGGGGCAAAAGGAGGAAGCUCUUCAAGGAAACUAAGCAGGAAGCUGCAGGAAGCUCAGUGACCAGCGACGUCACCGAGGAGUCUGCGUCAGUUGACGCGUUGGACACGAUCUUCCUCCAUCACGAGAACAACAGGGGCUUCUACACGGAGACGUUCCACUCUUCAGCGUGGAUCUACCGAGGAGACGACCCGGGGCCCGUCCCUCCCAGCACCAGGACCAGAACCGUCUCCAUUCGUGAGAGAACUGUGAGGAUCAGCAAAGGAAGCGGAGAAUAUCCGUGGGGCUUCCGAAUCCAGUUCUCUGAACCUAUCGUGGUAACAGAGGUGGACACAAACGGAGCAGCUGAGGAAGCCGGGCUGGUGGUCGGAGACUACGUCCUCACUGUCAACGGAACCGACGUGUCCAGCAUCCCCCACUCCGAGGCUGCGGCUCUGGCCAGACGAGGUCCGGAUGUUCUGACGCUGACCGUGGGCUCAGACAUCGCCUGCUGUCCUAACACCCCUCGCCCGGCAUGCCGCGGGUACCUCCACAAGCGCACCCACACUGGUCUGAUCAAGGGCUGGAGGAAGAGGUGGUUCGUGCUCACACACGACUGCUGCCUCUACUACUACAGGCACAGACGGGACGAGGGCAGGAGACGGGCCGUGUCGGCGCUGAGGCUGGAGGGGGCCGAGGUGGGCCAGGACGCGUCCCUGGGGAAACCCUUCGUGUUCAGGUGCCGCCCUCAGGCCGCCGGCCGCGUCUACUUCUACUGCGCCACGUCCAGCCAGGAGAUGAAGAGGUGGCUGGAAGCCUUGAGGAAAGCCGUUCAUCCCAUCACGCAGAACCACGUGUGGGUGGACGUCACCAGGCACAACUCGCACCUGCCCCCGCUGGCCGUGAAGAACCCCGAGUGCCUGGGUCUGCUGCACACCAUGGACAAGAACAAGGACGUGUGGCUGCAGCACUACUGCAUCCUGAUGGACGGCUGCCUCUACCUGUACAGCGGCAUCCGGGCCACGCACGCCCACGGUGGGAUCUACCUUCAGGGCUACAAGGUGCGCGAGCAGCCGUACGGAACCAGGAAGUCCACCAUCGAGCUGAAACCUCCAUCUGACGAGUUCAAGACCUUCUACCUCUGUGCUGAGAACCCCAGCGAGAAUCAGCGGUGGAUGGUAGCUCUCACCGCUUCCAUAAAGAAGUGGCUGCCUUUACACCAGGCCCUUCAGGACUACAUGAACCGGGCCCCGGAGGAGACCAGGAUGUGAGGGAGGACUGGUUGGUCCAUGAAGCCUCCAUCACAACCAGCGUAUGGGUCUCUAACAGCUCUACAUCAACCUUUUUCUGCUGUGAUACUCAUUUUUAGAUAGAAAUGUGUUUUUGAUACCACAGAAAAUGUGUGUUAAUGAAGAUACGACACAAAGCAAAUACACGAGUAACAGAAAUUGAAUAUGUAAAUCUGCAGGUAGCUUCAUGUUUUCACACGCUGUUAAAUGUAAAAAUGUAAUAAACACUGAAUCUUGAA